AUGAUACAUCAGUUGCUUCCAUUUCAUCCUAACUCUGAGGAACUACUUUCCAAGACUCAUCUUGUCAUGAUUCAAACCAACAUUUUUGAUUGCGGUGGCAUUGCCAUUGGCCUCUACGCCUCUCACAAGAUUGUUGAUGGUCUCUCGCGAUUGACAUUCCUAAACUCUUGGGCAGCUAGAGCACGUAACGAGUCAUCAAAACAAGUAAAUCCCAGUUUUAUUUCGUCUUCUGUAUUUCCUCCUGAUCCAAGUUUAUCUACCUAUUCACAUUCCAACUUCCACAAUCAUACCAAAGAAAAGCAUAACUUUGUCACCAGCAGGUUCGUGUUUGAUCAUUCCGCCUUGGCUUUACUUAAAAUCAAAGCUGCGUGCUCAUCUACUCCGAUACCAAGUUCCAUCGAAGUUGUUAUGGGACUUCUAUCGAAAUCUUUCAUAAAUACCACAAAAGUUAAAUAUGGGGGUAACAAAACACCAGUUUUGGCACCAGUGGUGGAUCUCAGAUCAAGAAGUUCACCUCCUUUGCCUCCUCAUUCGUUUGGAAAUAUUUUUUGUAAGACUACACUGUUUGUGGAUGAUUUUAAUCCUGAGCUACCAUUAUUGGUGCAUCAAAUAAGUGAUGCCAUUGCCAGUAUUGAUGGUGAUUUUGUUGAAGGUAUAAAAGGUGAUGAUCGGUUGCUGAAGUUAAUCGGGCCUAAGAAACAUUUGAGGGAGAAGUACUCUUACAAUGCUGAAUCUUUUCCACUCUCCAGUGUUUGCAGGAGUGGUCUUUAUGAGGCUGACUUUGGGUGGGGAAAACCUAUAUGGGCAUGCCUCGGCAGUGGGGACACUGACCCAUAUGGAGUGGGAAAUCUAGUCAUUUUGAUGGAUACAAGAUCAGGAGAAGGGAUAGAAGCAUGGGUGACUAUAAAAGAAGAACUCAUGGCUAUAUUCGAGAAAAAUCAGGAGCUCCUCGCUUUUGCUUCUUUGAAUCCUAGCCCUCUUGAAAUUUAG
Coffea eugenioides is the source of this 990-nucleotide messenger RNA. Its product is annotated as vinorine synthase-like. Bases 1 to 990 code for a protein of 329 amino acids. The transcript has a single exon. The record is from RefSeq and is a predicted model, not a curated record. Lineage: Eukaryota; Viridiplantae; Streptophyta; Magnoliopsida; Gentianales; Rubiaceae.